CAGUCAAGCACCAUCCCCUUUCCCACUACUUUUCUUCUUCUUUAUAUCUCCUCUUUUCCCAGCACUUUACAUCACUAAAUAGACCACUUUCUUCAAACUGAGAAAUUAGGCUGCAACUUCUAUCUGCUCCUGUCCAUUGGGCAUAUCCUGCUAUCCAUCUCAAACUGUCAUGUUUGUCCUUCCAGUAGUAUUAGUUAAACUAGUGAUGUGUUCUCCAUUUGCCAUCUGAACCGCUCCUCAAGCUUAUCGCUUUCUGAACUCCAGCUCAAAAUCCAUUUUUCAGCUUUUGUCCCAAAUCAGAACCAUAGGCCUGUCCAGUGUUUGUGAAGAUCCAAACAUGGAAAAAGUUAAUCCGAGCGAGCAAAAGAAUCUAAUAAUUGAGCUAAGUCAAGGUAGGGAGAUGGCAAAUGAACUCAGGAAACAACUUGAUCCGGUAACAUCUCCGGAGACUUGCGAAGCAUUGGUUGAGAAGAUAGUUUCUACAUAUGAUAAAGCACUAGCCAUGUUAACUUGGAGGGUCUUAAAGGAAGAAGAGACUUUGCCAGAAACCGGCAGAAAGGAAUCUCCUCUAUUUCAUUCCCCUGUUCUCACUACCCCAAUAACUGAGGGCUCAAAUUCCAGUGGUUUCUCAAAGGAUCAAGAAUGCAACAAAGAUGCAUCCAAGAAGAGAAAGACAUUGCCAAAGUGGAGUGAGAACGUUCGCGUUUGCUCUGCAAGUGGUCUUGAAGGUCACGUUGAUGAUGGACACAGCUGGAGAAAAUAUGGGCAGAAAGAUAUUUUAGGGGCUAAUUUUCCAAGAGCAUAUUAUCGAUGCACUCAUCGAAACUCAAGAGGCUGUUUGGCAACCAAGCAAGUCCAGAGGUCGGACGAGGAUCCGGCCGUCUUUGAGGUAACCUAUAAAGGAAGGCAUAGUUGCAUUCAAGCCGCCAAUUCAGGUUCAGCAAUACGUUCAGAUGGAAAGGAAAUGCAUAAACCAAAGAAAGCUCGUUCACUAGCAAGAGAAGGAGGUAAUCAAAUGGGAGCAGAACAGACGCUACAACAUCUUGGACAAGGCCUUAAAGUUGAAACGGAGGUCUCGAAAACUAAAGAAGAGAUUUUCCGCUCAUUUUCCUUCUCUUUUAAAGGAGUGGGAUCAGACAUUCUAGAAAGCCAAUUCUUCUCUGAUGUAAUGAAGGAUUGUGACAUGAUGGGCAGCAAUUCGCCUACAUUUUUAUCUCCGACAACGUCCGAGUCCAACUACUUCUCAUCAUCAUGCCAAAUGGACAACAACUUCGGUAUAGACAACAUCCUGCAGACCUCAGAGUCUGAUCUUACUGACAUGAUAUCAACUCCAACUUCAGUCAUCAGCAGUUCCCCGUUUGGUGAUCAUGAUUUCUCGAUUGAUCAAGUGGAUUUUGAUACAAGUUUCACACUUGAUGACGACCUCGCCUACUUCAACUGAUUUUCAAAUCCAUUUAUCCCCUGAGCAAUUCAAUAAAAAAAAACGUGUCUAUAUUAUCAUAAAAUGCUGGCUCUGUUACCGUUUGUACCUGUUUUGAUCCUUCCGCACCGGAAGCCGGAAAGAGAGAUGAAUAAACUGUGAAAUCAGUUUUUAGUUGUAGUCCGAGAAUAUAUAUAGAUGUACAUGUUGGUACCCACCGCCACCGGCUAGUUUAGGAUUUGAUUUGAUCUCGGAAGACAUCGAUCAUAGAAGAUAGAGUGUUCAUUUGUAAUUUCUGUAUUUCAUGAUGAUUGAUGUAUGGUCACCUUUUUCCUUCAGGUGAUGUGUACGUAGAUUAAAUCGAGUUUCAAUGUUUGAUUUGGAAAAAUAAACCAUUUGGUA
Coffea eugenioides is the source of this 1822-nucleotide messenger RNA. RefSeq names its product probable WRKY transcription factor 53. Lineage: Eukaryota; Viridiplantae; Streptophyta; Magnoliopsida; Gentianales; Rubiaceae. The record is from RefSeq and is a predicted model, not a curated record. Gene Ontology annotation, molecular function: DNA-binding transcription factor activity; transcription cis-regulatory region binding. The transcript is spliced from 3 exons. Gene Ontology annotation, biological process: regulation of DNA-templated transcription. Gene Ontology annotation, cellular component: nucleus. The coding region runs from base 338 to 1441 and encodes 367 amino acids.